AGUCCUCCUUAUUAUCGAUAGCACUUUGUUGCUAUGUAAUGAAUUGCUGUUGAUCAAUAUCAUAAAACAAAAUGUAACUAAUAUAAAAUGGAUAAUUCUGCUCGUAUCGUAUAUGUGUGCUGUCUGUGCCUUCGUCAAUAUGAUCUCCAGGAGGAUCUUCGAGGACAUCUCGUAUACUUUCAUGGCUAUGAGCCCAUUCCGGUGCCCAGUGUCAAAAACAAAACUGCGAAGAUUUCAACUGCGGAACAACCUGCAGCCGGCAGGAUCAACCGGGAUAAACAAACCAUUGUGGAGCAAUCGGAGGACUUUGAACCUCCGCCAAGCGAACUGCAGCCCAUGCCUUUCAAGGACUUUCGACUAGUGUUAAGGGCCAACAUGUUAGAACCGUGCUCCUUUGGGAAGGAAUGUCCCUUCAAGUUCCAAGAUGCUGCCAAAAUGAACCUCCACUCCAGUUGCCACAAGGGCGGCACCUUUUCCUGUUGCGAAUGUGGAAUGGAACUGCCCAACUGGCGGCGGUGCUCGGCUCACCUGUGGAAAACCCACCAGGUGGAUGUGGAUCUACUGGAGUGUCCCGUCAACGAAUGCAACUACAAGUCGCCCAUAUCCGCUCUCGUGUGGCGCCACAUGCAGGUUCACAAAAAGUGGCGACCCAGGGUGCUCCGCUCACUGGCAGCCGUUCAGCGAAGAAGGAAGCUAAGGGAACAGUCCGCGGAUGUUACCGCGCAACCUGCUGCUCAGUCGCCAGCUUCAAAGAGGAACAAAUACUAUGCCGAGAAGACCUGCGAGAUUUGCAAUCGCAAGUUCGUUAAUGGCAAAACUCUCUCCAAACACGUGAAGACUGUUCACAACAAAAUCAAGCCAUUUAUCUGCAAUGUUUGUGGCAAAAAGACGGCCAGGAAGGCUAGCUUAAUAAUUCACAUGCGUCAGCACACCGGCGAAAAGCCUCUGCAGUGUGGGGAAUGUAAGUUCUCCACUCGCGAUCCCAGUGUCCUGCACAAGCAUCGGCAGCGUCAUGAUAGCCAAGACACAAGGAGCAGCCUAAAGUGUAGUCAAUGCGAGUACUUCUGUAUUCAAGCCAAUGCUCUCAAGCGGCACAUGCGACUCAAUCAUGCAGAAGCCUAUCGGGACUUAUGCUGUGAUAUUUGCAGCUUCAGCUCCAUUAAUGCAGAGCGACUACAAGCCCACAAACAGGACCAUCGACAGGGCUUGAUCACAAAUUGUGAGGAUUCUAUGGAUGCACGUGCCGCUGGAUUCAAGUAUCCUCGUAAAGUGGGCGACAAGAACGGGGAGAUAUCAGUUGACUGUUUUAUGCCGUUGGAGAGCGUUGAUUCAUUACCCCAUGAACCAGCUUUGGAUACGGGUGGCGUUACCAUACCAGCUCCUCCCUCUGAAGAUACUCAGUUCCCCACGUAUUUAAAGGAUUAAAAUUAUAACAUUUUAAGUUGGUUGAUUAAGGAGUUUUGUAUAAAAUAAUGUUCUCAUGCUGUUUGUUUUGGGGAUUUAAAUGCUUGUUUAUUAAGUUGUUCAGUUUUCCAUUUAAUUUUAAUAUCAUUUUAGAAUCUGAUAUGAUUUUUUUGUUCAACAUUCGAAUUAUUUAGUCAUGCUGGUUUACCGUGUUCCGUUUAAUUACGCUUUACUUUAAACUAAUUUAAAAUUUAAAAAUCUACUCUGCCAGCGAUAAUCAUCCGGUUUCAGUUCGGUUUCAAGAUCAGCGCUUUUAAAUCUAUGUUACGACAGAAAUGUUUUCAUUUGGGCAGUUUCGCUAAUAACUUGUUUAAGUUUUUAAUAUUUAUUUUAAUUAGUUCAGUAGUUGAGCUUCACUUUAGUUUAACAUAUUUCUUUAUGCUUGCAUUUAAUCAGCUGCAGGACUUCGCAGACCAAGUGAUCUGGAGAAUCCAAAAGUUAUGCACC
This is a messenger RNA of Drosophila erecta, 1911 nucleotides long. RefSeq names its product zinc finger protein 337. The coding region runs from base 88 to 1425 and encodes 445 amino acids. Gene Ontology annotation, biological process: regulation of transcription by RNA polymerase II. Gene Ontology annotation, molecular function: sequence-specific DNA binding; DNA-binding transcription factor activity, RNA polymerase II-specific. The transcript has 5 exons. Gene Ontology annotation, cellular component: nucleus. The record is from RefSeq and is a predicted model, not a curated record. NCBI's taxonomy places the organism in Eukaryota, Metazoa, Arthropoda, Insecta, Diptera, Drosophilidae.